Messenger RNA from Zygosaccharomyces rouxii, 552 nucleotides. It is a transcript of the gene COA1, whose product is annotated as Coa1p. Gene Ontology annotation, biological process: mitochondrial respiratory chain complex IV assembly. The record is from RefSeq and is a predicted model, not a curated record. The transcript has a single exon. The coding region runs from base 1 to 552 and encodes 183 amino acids. Lineage: Eukaryota; Fungi; Ascomycota; Saccharomycetes; Saccharomycetales; Saccharomycetaceae. Gene Ontology annotation, cellular component: mitochondrial inner membrane.
AUGUCCUUUAUGCUUCGCAGUUUGGUCUCUAGAUCGUUGACACGAUCCCUACGCCUGCCUAAAAGACGUCUAUUAGCUACACAAAGUACUCCUGACUUUGUUUUGAAGGAUAAGAAUAGACCAUUGAGAGUGGAAAGGGAAUUGCCAGAUCCAUUUGCAUACAAAGUAAAGAAUCGUGCUACAUUUGCAGCUUUUAGCAUUGGUGUUGUCGCAGCAUUAGCAAUAAUUUUCAACUAUGAAAAGACAGAAUCUCCAAUUAUCUCAAAUACAUUCUACCAUUUACGUAGAUCCCCGAGGACAAGAGAAUUACUAGGUGAAAAUAUUGAAUUCGAUGGCCUAAUGCCUUGGGUUCAUGGUGAAUUGAAUCAAGUUGCAGGUAAGGUUAAUAUACGGUUUAACAUUAGGGGUAGUAAGGGCACCAAAGCUGUUGUAAGAUUAGUCGCUAAUAAGGACAAUGAAUUUAAGGAAUUCUUAAUUCGCGAAUGGAGUCUAACAGCUGAUGAUGAACAAAUUGAUCUUUUAGAGGAAGGGGAUUUGAAAGCCUUAGGUUAA